Messenger RNA from Theobroma cacao (cacao), 2072 nucleotides. Its product is annotated as DNA glycosylase superfamily protein. NCBI's taxonomy places the organism in Eukaryota, Viridiplantae, Streptophyta, Magnoliopsida, Malvales, Malvaceae. Gene Ontology annotation, biological process: base-excision repair. Gene Ontology annotation, molecular function: DNA-3-methyladenine glycosylase activity. The record is from RefSeq and is a predicted model, not a curated record.
UUAUAUAACCCCCACCAGUGCUUCCCCCCUUCAAUCAUUCAGCAAUCCUUCAUAACCCUCUCUCGACCCAUUUCCUUUUCUUUUGCAAGCUUCUGAGGAACCCAAUUGUCAUUAGUCUUUCUUGUUUCAUCCUUGCACUAAUUCUGUUCCUUCAUCUAUCCGAAAGACAGAAAAACACAAGGAAAAUGUGUAGCUCCAAUGCCAAGGUGACCGCAGGUGUUGAAAUAACACCUGCGGUGGCCAGGAUCAAUGGCCGCCCGGUCCUGCAGCCUACUUGCAAUCGUGUUCCUAGCCUUGACCGUCGAAAUUCGUUGAAAAAAAUACCACCCCUGUCCCCUCCAACUCCUCCAUCACUAGCAUCAACGCUCCCAGCAACAAGUGCAACUGUUGGUAAUGGUGGCAGGGCCAAGGCCUCGUUGACACCACCUAUAUCCCCAAAGUCAAAGUCCCCCCGGCCAGCUGCUAUUAAGCGAGGCAGUGAUCCCAAUGCAUUAAACACAAGUUCCGAAAAGGUUAUGACUCCUAGAAACAUCACAAAAACCUUGGAAAGGAAGAAAUCAAAAAGUUUCAAAGAGGGAAUGGGGAAUGGAUUAUCUUCUUGGAUUGAGCCAUCAUUGAGUUAUUCUUCUUCUUUGAUCGUUGAGGCGCCGGGAAGUAUUGCUGCAGUUAGAAGGGAACAGAUGGCACUUCAACAAGCACAAAGAAAGAUGAAAAUUGCCCACUAUGGUAGAUCAAAGUCAGCCAAAUUUGAAUCUAAAGUCGUUCCUCUUGAUACUUCAAGCGCUAUGACUAAGCCUGAUGAGGAAGAGAAGAGGUGCAGUUUUAUCACGCCCAAUUCAGAUCCUGUCUAUGUGGCUUACCAUGAUGAAGAAUGGGGAGUUCCAGUCCAUGAUGACAGUAUGCUCUUCGAGUUGUUGGUUCUAAGUGGUGCUCAAGUUGGCUCAGAUUGGAUUUCAAUCUUGAAGAAACGUCAAGAUUUCAGGGACGCAUUUUCAGGCUUUGAUGCAGAAACUGUAGCCAAGUUCACUGAUAAGGAAAUGACCACAAUUAGCUCAGAAUAUGGUAUUGACAUAAGCAGAGUUCUAGGUGUUGUGGACAACUCCAACCGUAUUCUCGAGGUGAAGGGGGAGUUUGGAUCAUUUGAUAAAUACAUAUGGGGAUUUGUGAAUCACAAGGCAAUCUCCACGCAAUACAAAUUUGGUCACAAGAUCCCAGUUAAGACAUCAAAGUCAGAGAGCAUAAGCAAGGACAUGUUGAGGAGGGGGUUUAGGUGUGUUGGACCAACGGUGGUCCACUCCUUCAUGCAAGCCGCCGGUCUAACCAAUGACCACCUCAUCACAUGCCACAGGCACCUCCCUUGCACCCUGUUAGCUGCCUCAUCUAUAGAUGGAUUGACAUUUAAAAGGAGACAAUGAUGACGGGAGGAGAUAUAUACAUAACUAAACUCAACUGCUAACUAAAUGUUGUUCUUCUUUGGUGUGGCUAUGUACAAUAACAGAUUACAGAUAUAGGAGGUACAAUUAGGGGGACUUGGAAAAGGGUUGGUUUGUUUUUCUUUUUUUUUUUUGGGAUUUGUUUUGUUUGUUUGAAAGCUUUCUAAGAGAGCGAGUGAGUGUGGUGAAAUAGAUUAUCAGAGAGACGAAAGGUUGGGAAGGUGCUUGGGAGGCAGAGAGCAUGUGCAAAUGGGAGGCAGCGGCAUGUGUGGGGUGUCAGUUACUUUUGAAUGCUCCUCCAUGUGAUGUGUGCAAUCGCCCUUUGCAUUAUUUGGGUCUGCCUCUCCUUUUUAACAGCCUGUGGUGGUGGGAUACUUCCUUAGGACCACCAACCAUCCCUUUCCUUUUUCAGUUGGGGUUUGAGUUGUAAUUUUCUUCCUUUUUUAUUUUUUCCUUUAAUCUUUGUUUUCCUAACCUUUCAAGUAAGCUUUGGGAGGAAUAUUAAUGCCCCGAAUGCGUCUUGGAUUUGGUGUGAAUUUUCCAUUUUUCUAGAUGAUGCUUUUGAUACAUUUUUCCAUGUGAUUCUGCACUGUUUGCUACUAAAUACACCUUUUAAAAUGUUUAACUUGACAGGAUUAA